UUUGCCGGCCACGGCGCCAACCCCUGGGCCAAGGUCGCCGGCUCCAAGUUCACCCGGGACUUCAUCCUCAUCUCCGAGUUCUCGGAGCAAGUGGGGCCUCAGCCCCUCCUGACCAUCCCCGAUGACGCCAAGGUGUCGGGCACUUUCGAUCUCAAUUAUUUUGCCCUGCGGAUCAUGUCUGUGGAUUACCAGGCUUCCUUCGUGGGGCACCCCCCCGGCUCCGCCUACCCGAAACUGAACUUUGUGGAGGACUCCAAAGUGGUGCUGGGGGACUCGAAGGAAGGGGCCUUCGCCUACGUCCACCACUUGACUCUGUACGACCUGGAAGCCAGGGGCUUCGUGAGGCCCUUCUGCAUGGCCUACAUCUCUGCCGACGAGCACAAAAUCAUGCAGCAGUUCCAGGAGCUCUCUGCUGAGUUCUCCAAAGCCUCCGAAUGCCUGAAGACGGGGAACAGGAAAGCUUUUGCCAACGAACUGGAAAAGAAGCUGAAAGAUCUGGACUACACCAGGACCGUCCUGCACAACGAGACCGAGAUACAGAAGAAAGCCAACGACAAAGGGUAUUACACGACCCAGGCCAUUGAGAAGGCCAACGAGCUGGCCAGCGUGGAGAAAUCCAUCAUUGAGCACCAAGAUUUGCUGAAACAGAUCAGGUCGUAUCCCUACAGGAAGGCAAAGGAGCCUGAUUUUCACCCCUAUGAGCCAGAGUGUGUGCCAGAUGGGGCCAGUGGGGGCUGCGACCCGGAGCUGGCUCCCUCCAACCCUGGUGAAACACCCCUUUACACCCACGCGCCGUCCUACACCCCCAAGCUCAUCAAAGCCAAGUCUGCCAAGUGCUUUGACAAGAAGCUGAAGACGCUGGAGGAGCUCUGUGAUAUUUAUUUUUUCACCCAAACCCUGGACCAGCUGCAGCAGAUCGAGAGGACUUUCAGGGGGGACGUGUGCUACCUCCUGACGGAGCAGAUCAGCAGGGCGCUCUUAAAGCAGCAAAGUGUCACAAACUUCCUCUUUGAGGACGUGUCUUGUCUGGAUGAAAAACCACCUGAAAAACAGCAGUACAGAGGCUGCCAGGAGCUCAGCCGAGAUGCUGUGGAUAGAAAGUGCUUGGAAGAGUCCCCGGCUCCUCAAGUGGUCAUCAGCUUGGGGUCCUACAAGUCCAGCGUGGAGAGCGUGCCCAUCAAGAUGGAGCAGGAAAUCGAGGACUCCCAGGAGCCUGGGAUGACCGAGUCCAUCACCUCUGAGCAGCAGGAGAACCUGGAUUAUCUCGAUGCAGACAUCAAGGGCAGCAUCAGCAGCGGGGAGAGCAUCGAGGUCCUCGGGACGGAGAAAUCCACCUCUGGCUUGACGAAAUCAGAGAGCCAGGCCAGCCUGCCCGUCAGCCCCAGCCCCCAGGCGGGCAGGAGCAAGGCGGGCAGCCGGCGGACCGUCAGCGAGGACAGCAUCGAGGUGCUCAGCACGUGCCCCUCCGAGGCCCUCAUCCCCGAGGACUUCAAGGCGAGCUACCCAAGUGCCAUUAACGAGGAGCCUUACGGCGACGAUGAGGAGGGCGGCCUUCGCUUCGCCCCCAGGCCGGACCCCCCCGACGCCCACCAGCAGGAGGAGGUUUCCCAGCAGGAAGACUUUGGGAGGGUGGAUUCUGCCUGUUGCAUCGGGAAGGAGAGUCCCAGCUUCCUGGAGCCUCCUCUGCCCGAGCUGGGCCAGAAGCCCUGCGACGAGGACGGCGUGGUGAGGAUCCCCCCGCAGCCCUCCCGGCAGGCCGAGCAGGGGGGCAGCGCCGCCUCCACCUGCUCGGAGCGGACGCCGUCCCCGGCUCGGCGCUGCCAGGGGGGUGACAGGCAGAGGAAGAGGGCUGGGCAGAACGCCCUGAGGUUCAUCCGGCAGUACCCCUUUGCCCACCCUGCCAUCUACUCCCUGCUCAGCGGCAGGACCCUGGUGGUGCUGGGUGAGGAGGAAGCCGUGGUCAAGAAGCUGGUGACGGCGCUUUCCAUCUUCGUGCCCAACUGCGGCCCCUCCGCCAAGCCCGUGAAGCACUGGGUCACCUCCCCCCUGCACGUCGUCGACUUCCAGAGGUGGAAGCUGAUCGGGCUCCAGAGGACGGUGUCUCCAGGGGGGGCGAGCGUCCUGCACGGCCUGAGCCGGUACAGCCGGUACCUCAGCAUCCUGGACGCCGACAGCAAGACGCUGCGCUGCCCCCUCUACAGGGGCACGGUGGUGUCGCGCCUGGCCGACCACCGCACCCAGAUCAAACGGGGCAGCACCUACUACAUGCACGUCCAAAGCCUCCUCACGCAGCUCUGUUCAAAAGCCUUCCUCUUCACCUUCUGCCAUCACUUGCACCUUCCCAUCAGUGAAAGGGAACCGGAGGAAUCCGUCGUCAGCCGCAGGAUGAACUUUCUGAAGCUUCAGCUGGGCCUGGCCAACGAGGACGUCAGGAUCGUGCAGUACUUGGCAGAGCUGCUGAAGCUGCAGUACGUUCAGGAGCCCGGCCAGGGGGUGAGCCCCCUGCUCAGGUUUGACUACGUCCCCAGCUUCUUGUACAAGAUCUAG
Merops nubicus (carmine bee-eater) is the source of this 2547-nucleotide messenger RNA. It is a transcript of the gene SMCR8, whose product is annotated as Smith-Magenis syndrome chromosome region, candidate 8. NCBI's taxonomy places the organism in Eukaryota, Metazoa, Chordata, Aves, Coraciiformes, Meropidae. Gene Ontology annotation, cellular component: guanyl-nucleotide exchange factor complex. Gene Ontology annotation, molecular function: GTPase activator activity. The transcript is spliced from 3 exons. The annotation marks the transcript as partial. The record is from RefSeq and is a predicted model, not a curated record.